Molecule: messenger RNA, 3075 nt
Organism: Sphaerodactylus townsendi
Lineage: Eukaryota; Metazoa; Chordata; Lepidosauria; Squamata; Sphaerodactylidae
Product: zinc finger protein 345-like
Exons: 6
Biological process (GO): regulation of transcription by RNA polymerase II
Molecular function (GO): DNA-binding transcription factor activity; RNA polymerase II cis-regulatory region sequence-specific DNA binding
Source: RefSeq, a predicted model, not a curated record
AUGUGGGCCGGAGAGCAGCUCCCAAGCAGUGGCCCUGGCCGAGGGAUUCCUCCUGAGUAAGGCCGAGGAGAAGAGGCAGGCAGAACAGAGGUGGGGUCCAUCCGAGAAGCUGGAAGCUGAGUUGGAAAGAGCUCUGCUGGAGGAGGGGCAGCCGGGCCAGGCCCAGGAAUGGGCCCCAGAUGCCCUCUCACGUGGCAGUGAAGAGACACUCUUGAUCCGCCCUCUUUGCAGAGACAUGGAAACAGCUGCAGCACUCCCAGUCCAGCCUCUGAUUUCCUUUGGGGAGGUGGCCGUGUAUUUCACCGAGGCAGAGUGGGCGUUGCUGGAUCCACACCAAAGAGCUCUUUACGAGGACGUCAUGCUGGAGAACUACUGGAGCGUGGCCUCUCUGGCAGCACAUGCAGAGGAGACGGUGGGGCUAUUCCAGGGGUCCUCUGUGGAAAAAUACAAGGAUGAUGUUUCUGAAGGAACGUUUGAGAAGAGAGACGGAGCACCGAGGCAGGAGGGAAGCCAUGCAGACAAGACCAGGGAUAAGCCUGUUCAAUCCCAAGCAGCAGACUUCUGUAAAAUCCCAGCAUAUAAGUGCACAGAGUGUGGAAUGAACUUCUCAGAUAAAAGCCAAUACGAGAUCCACUUGGAAAUGCACAGUAGAAAGAAGACCCAUCAAUGCUUGGAGUGUGGCAAGACUUUCCUCUGCAGAGUAGAGCUCCUUAGGCAUCAAAUAAAACACAAAGGAGAGAAAACUGAGAGCACCUCAGAUUGUGGCAAGAGCUUCUCACAAAAAUCAAAUCUGUUUCAACAUCAAAGGGUUCAUUCAGGAGAGAAGCCACUAAUCUACUUAGAGAACAGAAUGAUCUUCUCUGGUAAAAGAAAGGGUAAUGUGCACAUUCCAAACAAUAGUAUACUGAGGGGGUGUAAAUGCUUUUGGUGUGGAAUGUUCUUCAGCUGCAGGUCAAAGCUCCUUGUGCAUCAAAGAAAUCACACAAAGGAGAGGCCUUUUGAAUGCUCAGAGUGUGGACAGAGAUUCAGUCAGAGUGGCAAUCUUCAACGGCAUCUGAGAACUCACACAGAGGAGAAGCCUUUUGAAUGCUCAGAGUGUGGAAAGAGAUUCAGUCGGAGUAGCCAUCUUCACCAGCAUCAGACAACUCACACAAAGGAGAGGCCUUUUGAAUGCUCAGAGUGUGGAAAGAGAUUCAGUCAGAGUGGCAGUCUUCAACGGCAUCAAAUAACUCACACAAAUGAGAGGCCUUUUGAAUGCUCAGAGUGUGGAAAGAGAUUCAGUCACAGUAGCAGUCUUAAACAGCAUCAAAUAACUCAUACGAAGGAGAGGCCUUUUGAAUGCUCAGAGUGUGGAAAGAGAUUCAGUCAGAGUAGCACUCUUCACCAGCAUCAGACAACUCACACAAAGGAGAGGCCUUUUGAAUGCUCAGAGUGUGGAAAGAGAUUCAGUCAGAGUAGCAAUCUUCAGAAGCAUCAAAGAACUCACACAAAGGAGAGGCCUUUUGAAUGCUCAGAGUGUGGAAAGAGAUUCAGUCAGAGUAGCAAUCUUCAGAAGCAUCAAAGAACUCACACAAAGGAGAGGCCUUUUGAAUGCUCAGAGUGUGGAAAGAGAUUCAGUCAGAGUAGCAAUCUUCAGAAGCAUCAAAGAACUCACACAAAGGAGAGGCCUUUUGAAUGCUCAGAGUGUGGAAAGAGAUUCAGUCAGAGUAGCACUCUUCACCAGCAUCAGACAACUCACACAAAGGAGAGGCCUUUUGAAUGCUCAGAGUGUGGAAAGAGAUUCAGUCACAGUAGCAGUCUUAAAAAGCAUCAAAGAACCCACACAAAGGAGAGGCCUUUUGAAUGCUCAGAGUGUGGACAGAGAUUCAGUCAGAGUGGCAAUCUUUACCGGCAUCAAUUAACUCACGCAAAUGAGAGGCCUUUUGAAUGCUCAGAGUGUGGAAAAAGAUUCAGUCAGAGUGGCAGUCUACACCGGCAUCUCAGAACUCACACAAACGAGAGGCCUUUUGAAUGCUCAGAGUAGUGUGGAAAGAGAUUCAGUCAGAGUAGCAAUCUUCAGCAGCAUCAGACAACUCACACAAAGGAGAGGCCUUUUGAAUGCUCAGAGUGUGGAAAGAGAUUCAGUCAGAGUAGCCAUCUUCACCAGCAUCAAAAAAGUCACACAAAUGAGAGGCCUUUUGAAUGCUCAGAUUGUGGAAAGAGAUUCAGUCAGAGUGGUAAUCUUAAAAAGCAUCAAAGAGUUCACACAAAGGAGAAGCCUUUUGAAUGCUCAGAGUGUGGAAAGAGAUUCAGUCGGAAUGACACUCUUCAACAGCAUCAAAGAGAUCACACAAUGGAGAGGCCUUUUGAAUGCUCAGAGUGUGGAAAGAGAUUCAGUCGGAAUGACACUCUUCAACAGCAUCAAAGAGUUCACACCAAGGAGAGGCCUUUUGAAUGCUCAGAGUGUGGAAAGAGAUUCAGUCUGAGUGGUACUCUUCAAAGGCAUCAAAGAACUCACACAAAGGAGAGGCCUUUUGAAUGCUCAGAGUGUGGAAAGAGAUUCAGUCAGAGUGGCCAUCUUCACCAGCAUCAAAAAAGUCACACAAAGGAGAGGCCUCAGCAGUGCUUAUUGUACACUCUCAGAUGAGGCACCCCAAUUUGAUCCUCAUCUUCCCUUAGCAUUGUGGAAAGGCACCUCCUGGAGAGUAGAAAGUCAAUGUAGUAAUCUUUAAGGUGUCAUGCUCAGAACAUGGAACGAAAUUCAGUUGGCCUGGUUAGUUCUGUUCUUCCUUUUGUGUACUUUUCUGUUCCAUUACUCUGAUUAUUAUAAGAGUUCUUUUCAUUCCUAUGUGUUCAUACGUGGAAUGCUGCAUGAGGUUCUUGAUUCUAUUUCUGUAAUCUUUUCCUUCCUUUUAUUUUUAAGAAUUGGUUUCCUCGCUCAUCCAUCAAGAUUUUCCAUUUUAUUUGGAUACCUGAAUAACCUUUGCACAGUUCAAGAACUUAAGUGAUAACCACCCUCCUUCCUUCUUCUUUCUCUCUUUUUUUCCAGCCAUCACCUACUUCUGUCUAGACAUGGAUGUCAUAUGUCUGAGGCUG